AUGAUAUUUCUAGGAGUUGCUCAGCGUGUGCUAUUAUUAGCAGCAUUGAUCAGAUCAUCUUUACAGCAAGAUCAGGGAGAUCUCGGCGACAGAAACAACUCAACGCUAUCCUCGACAAGCCCAGGAAGUUCCUCGAGCUCAUUUGCUCUGUCAUCGAGCUCGUCAUCAACAAGCGAUGCAAGUUCCACUACUCUGAGCAGUUUGAACUCUCUAUCCUCAUCCUCACGCUCGACAAUAUCGCCUUCAAGUGAGUUGUCAUCGAGUUCUACUUUAUCAUCAUCGUCAUCAUCAUCAUCAUCAUCCUCGAGCUCGACGUUUACUAUAUCGCCAUCCUUCUCCUCAGAAGCUUCAUCUUCAUGGAGUUCAUGGGUUACUUCAUCGUCCUGGACAAGUGCAGUCGAGACCACUUUCACCUCCAUCUCUAAUACCUCAAGGUCCACUUCGCAAUCAAGCACACUUACAGAUAGCAGUACUUCCAGCAGCUCAACUUCAAGCAGCAGUUCGUCCAGUAGCUCAUCGUCGCCAUCCUCAGUAAGUUCGUCGUCGUCGUCGUCGUCCUCAGAAGACCCAUCAUCAUCUACUACGUCUGAUACGUCUAUUACACCUGCUCCCUCAAGUUCCCGAGCACAAACGUACACCAGAGUAGUUAGUGGAGAAACUAUCUUGUCAAAUUAUUACACCACGAUAACGUAUUCGGCAAGCGCCACUUCUGAUUCUAAAUCAUCAAGCAGUUCUGGACUAUCGAAGAAAAAUCGUAACAUUGUAAUUGGUUGUGUCGUUGGUAUCGGGGUUCCCUUACUGUUGGCUAUCGCCGCAGUGAUAUAUUUCUAUUGCGUUAGAUCCACAGAAACUAAUUUCAUCAACUCUGAUGGUCAGGUAGUCACGGCUUACAGUCCAAAUAUUCUAACCAGAUGGUGGUAUGCUCUCAUUGGCAAAGACAUCAGCAGCAGGUAUGGCGGAGACUCUCCCUUAGGAGGAACAACCGAUAUUGAUGCAGAGCUGUCUGGUGGUGAUCAUAGUGGUGAUGUUAGCAGAAGACCCACUGAUGGCAGGGGCUCUCAUUCUAAUGACUUGAUGUUAGAGGAAGAGAAGUACUAUGAUGAGGAAGGGAAUGAGCUUAAUGCACGGAACUACUGA
Molecule: messenger RNA, 1137 nt
Organism: Lachancea fermentati
Lineage: Eukaryota; Fungi; Ascomycota; Saccharomycetes; Saccharomycetales; Saccharomycetaceae
Source: the annotation of a GenBank genome assembly